AAUAAAGAAAAAAAGUAGUGAGUUAAUGAACGGUUACUUACCAACUGCAAUGUUUGACGGAAAAUGGAUAUAUAGUGGACGGUGCAUAAGUUGAAGGGUUGUUUGUUUGUUUGUUUGUUUGUUUGAUAAAUCAUACAAUAUGAAGGUCGGUGCAGCAGAGCUAUGCAUUUUGUUGUUCACCACAUCUUGCCUUCUUCACUUUUCAUCAGAGCUACAACAUUCUAUGCCUUAUGAUUAUUCUGCUACUACUCAGUGUGUGACAGAACCUAAGAGGGCACAAUAUGGAGGAGGCAUUAUAGUAAAUCCAGGAUUUGAUCACAACAUAAAGGGUUGGAGAGUGUUUGGAAAUGGAACAAUCGAGGAACGAAUAUCAAAUGAUGAAAAUAGAUUCAUUGUUGCUAGCAACAGAAGACAAACAUUGGAUGGUUUCUCACAGAAGGUCCAACUGAAGAAAGGAAUGAUAUACAUGUUUUCUGCUUGGUUUCAGCUCAGUGAAGGAAGUGACAUUGUGUCAGUUGUAUUUAAAAGAAAUGGAAGUGAACUGGUGCAUGGUGGCCAUGUGAUAGCCAAACAUGGAUGUUGGUCGCUGCUAAAAGGCGGUAUAGUUGCAAACUUUUCAAGCCCUGCUGAGAUUCUUUUUGAGAGUGAGAAUCCAAUUGUGGAAUUAUGGGUUCAUAGUGUCUCCUUACAACCAUUCACCAGAGAGCAAUGGAGGUCACACCAAGAUAGCAGCAUUGAGAGGGUACGUAAGAGCAGGGUGAGAUUCCAGGUAACUCAUCCAAAUGAAACAGUGUUGGAAGGAGCAACAGUUGUUAUUAAACAAACAAGGGCAAAUUUUCCAUAUGGAUGUGCGAUGAACCGUCAUAUCCUCACAAACAGUGACUACCAGAAAUGGUUUGUGUCAAGAUUCAAAUACACAACUUUCACUAACGAGAUGAAGUGGUAUAGUACAGAGAAAAUCCAAGGCCAUGAAAACUAUACUAUCCCAGAUGCCAUGCUGAAAUUUGCUAAGGAAAAUGGCAUAUCUGUCAGAGGUCAUAACAUUUUGUGGGACAGUGAAAGACGUCAACCUGAAUGGGAUUUGUCCCUGUCUCCUGAUGAAUUACGAGAAGCAGCUGCAAAAAGAAUGAAAUCCGUGGUCUCAAGGUAUAAAGGACAAUUGAUUGCAUGGGACGUGGUAAAUGAGAAUGUCCACUUCCACUUUUUUGAGGACAACCUCGGCAAAAAUGCCUCUGCAGUAUACUAUUCAGCAGCUUACCAUCUUGAUCCCACAACGAACAUGUUCAUGAAUGAGUAUAACACUAUCGAAUACAGUGGUGAUAAGGAUGCCAGCCCAACCAAUUAUAUCCGGAAGCUUAAGGAGAUUCAGCAGUUUCCAGGAAAUGCUGGAAUAUCAUUGGCCAUAGGGUUGCAGUGCCAUUUUUCAAGUGGCGUGCCAAACAUUGCAUAUAUGAGGUCAGGUCUUGAUCUUCUUGCAGCAACUGGACUUCCUAUAUGGCUCACAGAAACCAGUGUGGAUCCUCAGCCAAAUCAGGCAGAGUACUUUGAAGAGAUUCUUAGAGAAGGUUACUCUCAUCCUGCUGUGCAAGGGAUUGUAAUGUUUGUGGGUCCAGCACAGGCUGGUUUCAACAGUACACUCCUUGCAGAUGCAGAUUUUCAAAAUACUCCAACUGGAGACGUUGUGGAUAAGUUGAUUCUUGAGUGGGGAUCUGGGCCACAUACGGCCAUAGCAAACAGUAGAGGAAUUAUAGAUCUUUCAUUACAUCACGGGGAUUAUGAUGUGACCGUUACACAUCCUCUAACCAAUUACUCCAAAACACUGAAUAUAAGUGUGAGGAAAGAAUUUUCUUUGGAAAGUAUCCAUGUGAAAAUGCAUGCCUAAAAAGCAACAACUUUUUAUAACUUCUGCUGAAGCAAGCAAUAGUUACUUGUCUCAAUUUUGAAAGAUUAUAAUAAAAUGGUUCACAGUAUCAUGCUUGAUUGUUUUUGGUUUUA
This is a messenger RNA of Medicago truncatula (barrel medic), 1995 nucleotides long. Its product is annotated as endo-1,4-beta-xylanase 5-like. Gene Ontology annotation, molecular function: hydrolase activity, hydrolyzing O-glycosyl compounds. The record is from RefSeq and is a predicted model, not a curated record. The transcript is spliced from 6 exons. Gene Ontology annotation, biological process: carbohydrate metabolic process. Bases 140 to 1882 code for a protein of 580 amino acids. Lineage: Eukaryota; Viridiplantae; Streptophyta; Magnoliopsida; Fabales; Fabaceae.